UCUUGGUAGUUUGUUUCACGUUGGGUUUAUAGAAUUCUUGAAUAGUUUUUGUAUCUCGUAAUCAAAUACCACGCAGCAUACGAUAGACAGUCGCCGUAGAAUCUUCGCAUGCAAAAUCAUUGGAUUACCGUUGCGCGAACAGCUAUUACAACCAUGGAAACGAAGUCUCCUUACUUUUCUCCUAAAAAGACUCGCAAUUUUUCUAAACAGCACGGACAGACAUUGCUGCAAAAAGUAACCAACCAGUCCAGCAAGAUAGCGGGAGAAAAAGACACCAAACCGAAAGCCGGGCGCGUUUCUAAAACAAAACCGGAACCAGAACCGACAGCAACCACGGUUGCUUGUGAGCCUCGUAAAGGACGUAAAAGAAACAUUCGCAUCGAUGCAAACCCCUUUGCGGAAGUGAAAAUAAAAGUCGAACCACUGGAAGAAGCGAUACCGCAAGUUGGGUUCGCAAUCAACGAAAAAACUCCGGUGAAACGGGAAUCGACAGAAGAACAAUCUCCAGUGAAAGAUGAAUCUGUCGUAGAGCAGCCCGGUUCUAGUUCAGAGCGCACCAUGAAGGAAACUAAAUGGGAGCCCGUCGAUUGGCGCCAGAUGCUUGAAAACAUUAGGCAAAUGCGCAGAGAUACUCCAGCUCCGGUUGAUACCAUGGGGUGCGGCCAGUUUGCGUUGGAUGUGGAAAACAAAAUUCCGCGGGAAAAACGCUUUCAUUGCCUAGUUUCGCUAAUGCUGUCGAGCCAAACCAAGGACGCGGUGAAUUAUGAAUGCAUGGCCCGCUUGAAGAAGCAUGGGUUGACCCCAGAAUCAAUCAUAGCAACCGAUGCCGCAGUUCUGGAGAAACUAAUCUAUCCGGUUAGUUUCUACAAGAACAAAACCAAAUUCAUCAAACGGGUUUCGCAGAUCUUAAUUGACCAGUAUGGCGGGGACAUUCCCGAUAAUAUCGAAGGACUGUUGAAACUACCUGGCGUUGGAAAGAAGAUGGCGCACCUUUGCAUGGGCUCCGCUUGGAACAUUGUUACAGGUAUCGGUGUUGAUACCCAUGUUCACCGUAUUUCCAACUGGCUCCGAUGGGUUCCGCAGGAGACAAAAACCCCCGAAGACACGCGGGUAGCGCUGGAGAAAUGGUUACCGUUUGAGCUUUGGGACGAGGUAAAUCAUUUGCUUGUUGGAUUUGGCCAAACGAUUUGCACUUCCACCUAUCCUCGCUGCAAUGACUGCGCGAAUGCACCGAUUUGUCCAGCACGAGGUAAGCACGGCAUCCGCAAAACACCGAUCAAGAAGGAGAUUAAAGCGGAAGAUUUGGAGUUUUGAUGGGGCAGCGGCAGUAUUGCUUUAUUUUCGUAAUGCCCAUUAUACACGGAGAGUACAAAUUUUCAUAAAUUAUGUUUGUUUUUGUCAUUUUGAUGUGAAUGAAA
Anopheles cruzii is the source of this 1418-nucleotide messenger RNA. It is a transcript of the gene Nthl1, whose product is annotated as endonuclease III-like protein 1. The coding region runs from base 109 to 1314 and encodes 401 amino acids. Gene Ontology annotation, molecular function: DNA binding; DNA-(apurinic or apyrimidinic site) endonuclease activity; oxidized pyrimidine nucleobase lesion DNA N-glycosylase activity. The record is from RefSeq and is a predicted model, not a curated record. The transcript has 3 exons. Gene Ontology annotation, cellular component: nucleus. Gene Ontology annotation, biological process: base-excision repair; base-excision repair, AP site formation; nucleotide-excision repair. Lineage: Eukaryota; Metazoa; Arthropoda; Insecta; Diptera; Culicidae.